UUACACUCAUUCAUCCUAUAUUCAUCUUAACUACUACAAUCGCCAAACAAGCUAAUCCAACAAUGUUUUCCUCAACAUCUUCUAAGCUUUCCUUUCUUCUCUUACUCUCCUCCUUAUCCUUGCUUGUCUGUACUGGCAUCAGUCGGGAAUUUUCAAUCGUUGGAUACGAACCUGAAGAUUUAACAUCUAUCGAUAAACUAAUCGAUCUUUUCGAAUCAUGGUUAGCAAAACAUGGGAAAGCAUACAAGAGCAUUGAGGAGAAACUUGAGAGGUUUGAAGUAUUCAAGGAGAACUUGAAACAUAUUGAUGAGACUAAUAAGAAGGUUACUAGCUAUUGGCUAGGGCUGAAUGAGUUUGCAGAUAUGAGCCAUGAAGAAUUCAAGGAAAAGUAUCUAGGAUUGAAAGGUGAUCAUUAUCAGAUGCCUGAGAGAACUAGAGAUUCUUCAUCUACUGAUGAAAAUUCCAGUGAUGCAGAGAAUAUCGAUUUACCUAAAUCUGUCGACUGGAGAAAGAAAGGUGCUGUUACUAAUGUCAAGAAUCAAGGCGCUUGUGGAAGUUGUUGGGCAUUUUCAACUGUAGCAGCAGUAGAAGGAAUUAAUCAGAUAGUUACAGGAAAUCUAACUGUACUGUCAGAGCAAGAGCUGAUCGACUGUGACAAACCUUCAAACAAUGGCUGUAACGGAGGUUUAAUGGAUUAUGCAUUUCAAUAUAUCAUGUCUACUGGUGGGCUACACAAAGAAGAUGACUAUCCAUAUCUCAUGGAAGAAGGAACUUGUCAGGAAAAAAGGGAGGAUAUGCAGAUGGUAACUAUUAAUGGUUACAAGGAUGUUCCUGAGAAUGACGAAAAAAGCCUCUUGAAGGCACUCUCCCAGCAGCCUGUUAGCGUUGCCAUUGAAGCAUCAGGAAGAAACUUCCAGUUUUACAGUGGAGGGGUUUUCGAUGGGCACUGUGGAACUGCUCUAGACCACGGAGUUACAGCUGUUGGAUAUGGAUCAUCGAAGGGUUCAGAUUACAUCAUAGUUAAGAACUCUUGGGGAGCAAAAUGGGGAGAAAAAGGCUACAUCAGGAUGAAGAGGAACACUGGGAAACCAGCUGGGCUUUGCGGAAUCAACAAGAUGGCUUCAUAUCCUACCAAAAUGAAGUGACCUACCGUUUACUUUGUUCCUAUCUGAUUAUCUUAAAAAUGACGUGAUCUUGUUUCUAUUUUCUGUUUUCUGCAUUGUGUUCCUUUUCAGUUUUUCUUUGAAUAAAAUAUAUGGUUAAAGUAUCCGUU
Papaver somniferum (opium poppy) is the source of this 1273-nucleotide messenger RNA. RefSeq names its product cysteine protease XCP1-like. NCBI's taxonomy places the organism in Eukaryota, Viridiplantae, Streptophyta, Magnoliopsida, Ranunculales, Papaveraceae. Bases 63 to 1145 code for a protein of 360 amino acids. The record is from RefSeq and is a predicted model, not a curated record. The transcript has 4 exons. Gene Ontology annotation, cellular component: lysosome. Gene Ontology annotation, molecular function: cysteine-type endopeptidase activity.